This is a messenger RNA of Aegilops tauschii subsp. strangulata, 2766 nucleotides long. The record is from RefSeq and is a predicted model, not a curated record. Lineage: Eukaryota; Viridiplantae; Streptophyta; Magnoliopsida; Poales; Poaceae.
AUGGCUGGGAGUGGUCGCGGCGCCGCCUCCGACUCCCUUGGCAUCGAUCAGGAACACCGGGGGAAGGCACAUAACACUUAUGUCCCUCCUCCGGUCAGAGGUGUGCGUGAUUCCACUUUCCGUGCUCGUUCUCCUUCCAUCGGUGAUGCGGGCUACCCGGAUACUGCUGAUGCAUUUUCGUUUGGUGUUCGCGCGGAUCUACCUCGAUUCGACGGCGCGAAUCCGAGGUUGUGGCAGAACAGAUGCGAAGACCAGUUCAAACUCUGGAAUACUCCGCCACACAGAUGGAUUUCACUGGCGACGUCUCAAUUUGAAGGAGCAGUGGCUCGGUGGUUGGAAUCAGUCCAGCGCAAGUCGCCAAACAUAUCGUGGUCUGAAUUCUGCUGCAGUUUGCAGAGUCGCUUCGACAGAAAUCAACACCAGACACUGCUUCGCCAGCUCUUCCGUAUAGCCCAAACCAGCACAGUUGCAGAUUAUGUGGAUAGAUUCGCUGAUUUGUAUGAUCAGUUGUCCGCAUAUGAGGAAAUUCCCAACACCUUGCACUACACCACCCGCUUCCUUGACGGACUCAAACCAGGGGUUCGCGCUGCAGUGGUGCUUCAGAAGCCUAAGGAUCUAGAUUCAGCAUAUGACUUGGCUUUGCUGCACGAGGAGCUUGGGGAGGGAGUAACCCAUAUCAACUCGCCUGCAGGCGUGCGAUCAGGUCCAUUUCCACUUCCUCUUCCCCCAAAACCCCGUGUCUGUGAAGAUCGGCGACAGUCUGACACUCUGAAACCCACACCAGCUGACGACAAGUGGUCUGCAUUGCGCGCUUACCGCAAGUCCAAAGGGAUAUGUUUCAUUUGUGGAGAAAAGUGGUCUCGUGAUCACGUGUGCAAAUCAACAGUUCAGUUGCAUUUUGUUCAAGAACUAAUUGAUCAUGUUCAGUCGAUGGAAUCCACUCAGACAGAUAGUUCAGAGUCUGAGACAGCUUCUGUUCACAGUAUGAGGUUGUCAGCUGUAGCAGUUGGAAAAGACCCCAAUGCUCCGUCCUUACAGUUGGAAAUUCAGUUACAAGGGCACACUAUGGUAUUUUUAGUGGAUUCAGGCAGUACUCACUCAUUCAUCGACAGCUCUUUUGCUCCUGUGUUGGUGGAUAUUCAGGAUACUUCGGCAGUUUCUGUUACAGUGGCAGGAGGAGCAUCAUUGCAGUGUUCUCAGAUGUUGCAACAAUGCAAAUGGAGCUGUUGUAGUGCUGAAUUCUCUUCUGAUUUUAGGCUAUUGCAGUUGUCCACUUAUGAUGGCAUAUUGGGCCUUGAUUGGUUGGCUCAACAUAGCCCUAUGCAAGUGGACUGGACUCAGAAGUGGAUGUCAGUCCAGCAGUCUGGCAGAACAGUUACUUUGCAAGGCCUGUUGCCUGCUGACUUUGCACUUACAGUGAUAUCAUUGUUCCUCGUUCAGUGUUCUGCAACUUCUUCAGUUUGUCCUGAAAUGCAAGCAGUGUUGGACAAGUUCCCUACAGUUUUUCAACCUCCCACUGGCCUCCCUCCUAGACGAAUGCAAGACCAUCACAUUCCUCUGAUCUCUGGUGCACGACCAGUUUCUGUCAGGCCAUACCGGAUUGCUCCCCAGUUAAAAGAUGAGUUAGAGAAGCAGAUUGCAGAGCUCUUGUCAUUGGGAAUGAUUCGACCCAGCAAAAGCCCUUUUUCCUCUCCUGUCCUCAUGGUCAAGAAAAAAGAAGAAGGGGAAUGGAGACUUGUUUUUGAUUUCAGACAUUUGAAUGCUAUAACCCUGAAGAGCAAAUACCGAGUACCCAUUAUAGAUGAGUUGUUGGAUGAACUAGCUGGAGCAUGUUGGUUUACCAAAAUGGACCUCAAAGCUGGAUUUCACCAGAUCAGGUUAGCUCCAGGGGAAGAGUACAAAACUGCAUUUCAAACACACCAUGGCCACUUUGAGUUCCUGGUAGUUGCCAUGGGCUUGACUGGAGCUCCAGCAACAUUUCAGGGCACUAUAAACUUUGAUCUGUCCCCUCUGCUCAGGAAGUGUGUACUGUGUUUCUUUGAUGACAUACUAGUUUUCAGCAAAACAUUUGAGGAGCACUUGGAACAUGUUGCUCAGGUUCUGACAAUUCUGAAAGAGAAGGAAUGGAAAGUUAAGAUGUCCAAGUGUGCAUUUGCUCAACAGGAAAUUGCUUACUUGGGACAUGUCAUUUCUGCUCAGGGUGUAUCUACAGAUCCUGCCAAGAUAACAGUUGUCCAACAGUACCCUACUCCAACUAAUGUUAAGGAAGUCAGGGGUUUUCUUGGACUCAGUGGUUACUAUAGGAAAUUCAUCAAGCACUAUGGGAUUAUUGCCAAACCUCUCACUGAACUUCUCAAGAAGGGGAUGCCAUUUGUGUGGACCAGUGUCACUGAAGAAGCCUUUGUGGUGCUCAAACAAGCUCUCACAUCUGCUCCAGUAUUGGAUGUGCCAGAUUUUUCAAAACCAUUUACUGUGGAGACAGAUGCAUGUGAAUAUGGCAUUGGGGCUGUCCUAAUGCAACAGGGUCACCCACUGGCAUUUGUUAGCAAGGCAUUGGGGCCCAACAACAGAGGUUUGUCAGUAUAUGAGAAAGAAUACCUGGCUAUUCUGUUGGCUAUAGAUCAGUGGAGGUCAUACUUGCAGAUGCAACAGUUCAUUAUCAAGACUGACCACAAGAGCUUGGCACACCUGCAGGAUCAGAGAUUGCAUACCCCAUGGCAACAGAAAUGUUUAACUAAGUUACUGGGCUUAAACUACACAAUUUAG